AUGCAGUGGGGUGUGAGGAAAAAUAAAAGACCUGUACUUUCUCAUCUCCAGGUACCAGGCACCCAUAGCAUUACAGCUGCCAGUGUGGGCCCAGGCCUGUUGACUGCCCGUGUGUCCCUUCUGGACAGGCUGCUUCCCACCGUAAGGGACCUUCUGCCGUAUGCUGCCUGCUUCUUUGCCUUUUUCUCCACUGGGUUUUUGAUUUUGGCCACUUGGACAGACUGCUGGAUGGUGAAUGCUGAUGACUCCCUGGAGGUGAGCACAAAAUGCCGAGGCCUCUGGUGGGAGUGUGUCACCAAUGCUUUUGACGGCAUUCGUACCUGUGAGGAAUACGACUCUAUAUAUGCGGAACACCCCUUGAAGCUAGUGGUCACUCGAGCAUUGAUGAUUACUGCAGAUAUUUUAGCUGGUUUUGGAUUUGUCACCUUGCUCCUUGGUCUAAACUGCGUGAAAUUCCUUCCGGACGAGCCGUUCAUUAAAGUCCGCAUCUGCUUUGUUGCUGGGACCACAUUACUAGUAGCAGGUGUCCCAGGAAUCAUUGGUUCUGUGUGGUAUGCUGUUGAUGUUUAUGUGGAACGUACUUCUCUGAAUUUUCAUAACAUAUUUAUUGGCAUCCAAUAUAAGUUUGGUUGGUCUUGCUGGCUUGGAAUGGCUGGAUCUCUAGGUUGCUUUUUGGCUGGAGCUGUCCUCACCUGUUGCUUGUAUCCCUUUAAAGAUGUUGGGCCUGAGAGGAGCUAUCCUUAUUCCAUGGGGAAGCCCUACUCAAAUGCAGGUGCUUCCAUGGCUAAGUCCUACGUGGCUCCUCGCACAGAGACUGCCAAAAUGUAUGCUGUUGACACAAGGGUGUAAGGGGCCAUGUAGCCACCUGUGUUUACACAUGAUUGGUCUGUCAAUCAACAUGUUCAAGUUAAUAACAUAGCGGUCCAAUCCUGGGACAAUUAUUUAUACUUUUUUCCAAUAAAUUGCUAGCUUACUGCAAAUGUUUGAUGCUACUGUCACUUGUCCUUUCCAUUAUUCUCUGCUUCUCUCCCACAUCCACUUUCCCUAUAUUCUAUGAUAAGGGUGCUAGAAUGUAGAAAUGUUUGUUUCUUAUUUCUAUAUGGCUGUUAGAAAAUACGACAUGGUAAUAUUAAAAUACAAUGACACUUCCAAAAUAGAAAACAAUUAUUAAAAGAGGUUAGAAAAUCUCAGCUUUGAGAAAACUGACAAACUCUUAGCUUCCUGUCUGUCUUUUGGUUCAUUUUUUUAAUACUCUCAGUGAAUGAGUGAGUUAUUUCCUAACUUUGAGGAAGAUUAUUCUUCCAAAUUCAAACUUGUUUAUCAAAGAGUAGCAUUGCUCUGAUUUAGUUAAAGCAGAAAAAGUAAAUAUCAGCUUUAUAGACCAGCCACUGGUGGGAAUUAAAGAUAAGCUCCCAUUUCACACUCUAAAUGUCAAAGGCAAAUGCUAAAUUAAUGUAGGAGUCAGGGAUGAGUUUCUGCAUCAUUAACAACAUACAACAUCAGAAUAUUCCUUCACCAGCACUCCCGUUUUGACAGUAUGUUGUCAAACUAUUAGCCUAAAACAAUAAUACCACAGUUAGGGCGUUCACUCACUGACUGAACAUCCAAAUAUAUUUCUUGAAUAAACAUCAAGAUUCAACAGUUCCAAAGCACACUCACCACCCGAUCCUCAGCACCCAGCAACAAAAUAGCAAACAUAGUGCAAAAUUUAAUACCAACAACAAUAGUAAAUAUUUAUAUCUAUAUCUUGAUUGAAAUGCACAAAUGUUCACAACUCCACAACUGUACUGAAUAAAAUCAAUCUUCCACAUAAAAUAUGUGGGGUUUUUUAGAAAAUUAGAGUAUGUACACACACUCAAAUAAGUCCUGAUGAUUGCUAAUGGGAUUUCAUUCAUGUUUAUAAUUGUAUUCAUCAUGGACUUUUUAAAUCAUGGAGUUCUUUAAUAGACUAGAAAAUUUAAUUUCAAGUUUUCUGAUUUCUUGUAAUUCAUAUGAAUAGCAUUAAUAACCUUGCAGUUGCUCAAAAGAACAUUGAAUGAACUAGAAAUUGGCUCUUUGGAAAAACUGAAAUUAAGUUGUGAAAUUCUGAGCACUUCAAAGGAAGCGCUUUCAAUUUAGAAAGAUCAGAAUAAUGUGAAAGUGAGAGGAUAGAAUAUGUGUGCUAAUGUCAUGGAGAUUGUUCUUCACGACUUAAGUUUCUUUUUAACAACGUCCUCUGAAGCCAUUCCAAUGUAAUUUUAGAAUUAAGAGCAAUUGGAUAAUAUAUUUUAUGGGUAUUGUUAAUUAUGUAGUGGACAUUUAAAGCUGUAUAUUAUGUGUAACAUUUAUAUAUGUAUAUAUGCUAACAUUUUUAGUGCUUAUUUGUGUGUAUUUUUCCUUACCUUUGACUUUUUAAAAAUUUCAUUCCUACUUUAAUUUUAUAUUAUAUUAUCCUUCAUGUUUUAUAUAUUCCAACACUCCUCUGGAAAUUCUCAGAAAAAAUAGAAAAAUUUAUUAAAUAGUUCAUUAUAUUACAUUUUUUUCAUUUCUAAGAUUUCAAUUGUAUAAGGGAAUAUUUGGGAGUAUUAUUGUUAUGACUGAUAUGUA
Heterocephalus glaber (naked mole-rat) is the source of this 2586-nucleotide messenger RNA. The record is from RefSeq and is a predicted model, not a curated record. NCBI's taxonomy places the organism in Eukaryota, Metazoa, Chordata, Mammalia, Rodentia, Bathyergidae.